AUGUCUGAAGCGAUACAGGAGCCGACAGGUAGCUUCCAAGCUCUGGUCCAGUCACUCAGCGAGAAACUCGGUCCCUGUUCUGGCAUCAAUUCAGACGAUGUCGAUGAGAACGAAUUGCAGCAACUGAUGCAAGGCUACUGCUCGGAUGAGUCGGAAUGGGGAAAAUACUUCUUUCCAGCACCGAACAUGAACUACACACGCAACCUGGUGGACAAGGGUAACGGCAAGAGCAACUUGCUUCUGCUUGUUUGGUCUCCAGGUCGGGCAAGCCCUAUCCACGACCACGCCAACGCCCACUGCAUUAUGAAGAUCCUCAAAGGCAGCCUUAUUGAGACACGCUAUGCGUGGCCAACUAUCGAUCUCAACAACUCAGAGGAUCGCCCACUCCGGACCAUAUCAGAGAAGACAUACAAAGAGAAUGAGGUCACAUACAUGUCCGAUAAGCUUGGUCUCCAUCGCAUCUCGAACCCUGAUUUGAAGGACUAUGCCGUCUCUCUGCAUCUGUAUACGCCUCCCAACGCGGCAGUCUAUGGAUGCAACAUCUUCGACGAGGACACCGGGCAAGCGAAGCACAUUAAGAAGUGCACAGUGUUCUCCGAAUACGGGCGCGAGAAGCGGGAUGAGCAACCUUGAUAGAGUUUUGGUGGAGUGUGUUAUGACAUAUAGAAGUGUUUCAUAUUUUCUAAGUCUUCUCUGCUCUUUCCAUUUCACAUGACGGUGACGAAAACAUAACAAAUCUUCCUGGCGGUAUCUCGACGCUCUUUACAACAUCUGUAUCCUUUCAAUACACGGUAAUCUUACUCUCUUUCUCGGAAAAUUGAUUGCUUCAUGUGCUUGCAUUUCUUCGUUCUUAAUUGACCGCUAUAUAUCCUUGACUGAAGCGCUGAGUUCUGAUACAUUUAUUCAUACUUUGAAUCUAGGUUAUCGGACGACAUGUUGCAGGACGCAUGUUCUCGAAUC
This is a messenger RNA of Dothidotthia symphoricarpi CBS 119687, 960 nucleotides long. RefSeq names its product cysteine dioxygenase type I. Bases 1 to 633 code for a protein of 210 amino acids. The transcript has 4 exons. Gene Ontology annotation, molecular function: ferrous iron binding; cysteine dioxygenase activity. The record is from RefSeq and is a predicted model, not a curated record. Gene Ontology annotation, biological process: L-cysteine catabolic process. Lineage: Eukaryota; Fungi; Ascomycota; Dothideomycetes; Pleosporales; Dothidotthiaceae.